UUUAUAGUCAGGAUUGCUCAAGUUGACGUUAACACAUCUUCCUCAGACUACAGUUGAAAGACAUCAGCAGCAAUGAGGGCACUUGUAAUCUUAAGUCUCUUGGGAUGUGCACUUGGACAAGAUAGGGUUUUUUCUUGGAGUGGCAACGACAGCCAAGUUGAUCCCAGCGAGAACGCGUGUCUGACUGAUGUGGCAUCUUGCGGGUGCUGCCUGAUGCAGAAGCAGCUGUGGAAGCUCGAGAUGUUUUUCAACAUGACAUUAGAUGAACUACAGAGGAACUUGGAGAGAGCUCAGUCAGUGUUGAACAAUAUUCGUGCUAGUCGCAGUGCCUUCUCUGUGGCUCUUACUGACACGCGCCUCUGCGUUGGCCCCAAUCGUGAAGACUCUGUAGUGAAGUAUAGCAGCAUAUUUGUUAACUUGGGAGAUGGCUACAGUACCGACACUGGUGCUUUUGUAGCACCACGUUCUGGUGUCUACAGCCUGGCACUAACGGUUUAUAGUGAUGCUGGCACUCCUGGAGCCCAAUUGGCUGCUUGUGCUCGACUCCGACUGAAUGGGCGCACUAUUGCAUCACCAAGUGAGAACAACCUUCAAGACCAGGAGGACAGCACUAGCGCUCUGCUAGUAGUUCAGCUGCAUGCAGGAGACAGGGUGGAUGUUGCUCUUCCAGCCGGCUGCUUCCUGUGUGACAAUAACAACCACUACAAUACUUUCACUGGGUUCCUGCUCUAUGCAACUGAUUAAUAUAGAGAUAACUACUACUGUGUUUGAAAUGACUUACUACACAAUGUAUACUAUGCAUUACACAAAAAAGUAUAAAAUACAAUACUAACUAUGCAACAGUUACUUAAAGCUGAUGUUGUUGUAUGGUACUUUUUUUUAGUUUCAGUAGUGCAAGAAUGGUAUGUUGUGGUUUAAAACAUUAAAAGACACCUCUUUCUGUCUCUGCCCAGAAUAUAUUUCUCUCUCCACAAAACCCUGCACAUUUACAUAUUUUAAAAUGACUUCUUUUAAGCUACACUGAGUGUUUAAAUACAAAAUAAGGGAGGUUAAAGUAAUAAAUAAAAAAUAGUUUUAAUGCAAAGAACAUAUUGAGAAAUACUGCUUUUGUUCUGAAAUAAAAAUUCGGAUCUACUCA
Molecule: messenger RNA, 1138 nt
Organism: Carassius gibelio (silver crucian carp)
Lineage: Eukaryota; Metazoa; Chordata; Actinopteri; Cypriniformes; Cyprinidae
Gene: cbln20
Product: cerebellin 20
Exons: 4
Coding region: 73-744 (223 amino acids)
Molecular function (GO): protein binding
Source: RefSeq, a predicted model, not a curated record